AUGAAAAAGGAAGAACUUAAGAAAAACACUAGAAUCCUUAAAGGCAAAGAAACUAGCAGAGAGUGCCUACUAGAAAUCACCAAUUCUUCAAUAGAUCACCGACAACCUUUAAAGAAACGUUCAAAAAGCUUUAAAUGUCCCAAUUAUUUUCAAAUGAUCCCCAAUGACCUAAUGAUUUGUAUUUUUGGCUUUUUUUCAGCAAGUGAACUUAUAACAGAAAUUCAGCUGGUUUGCAAAGAUUGAGAGAGAGAGAUUUUAAAUUAGACUACGGGCUUUAUUUCAGGCCAUUGCUCCAGAUAAAUUUUCCUUACAAAAACUGUAAAAAUUCAAAGUAAAAUCUUCAUAAAAUAUACUAAAUUUUUUUGAUUCUUUUUUGAUGACGUCAUCAUCUGACGGGGGGACCCUUGUUUCCCUUGAAUUCAGGCCUUAUCGGUCACAGAUUCCACUUCAGGGGGACAAAAUCAGCCUGAAGUUGAUCGUCUGGUCCUCCUUCAUGCCCAUGCUCCGCUUGAAGCCUCCUAGCAUCCUUUCUUCCAUGAGUCAUCCCAAAUUUUUUAGCUUUUCUUCUAAGGGUUCAGGAAAAAGACCAAUUACAGCUGGUAAAACAUACCCCCGGAUCUCCUGCGAGCUGCGGACCCUCGGACCCUAUGCCAAUGGCACUAGGUGAGGGUUGGCUAUUUGGCCAUUUCUUGCCAAAUAAAAAGUAUGCAAAGAUUGAAGAUACUUAGCAAAUUCCCCUAUACUCUGAAAAGAAUUAAGCUCAGCCAACGUAGAAUUGAAAUGGCUCGUAAGGUGUGUUGAAUGCCUAGCUGAAAGAAGAUCUAAAGGAAGAAUCUACAAAGGCUACUUAAGAAGCACAGAAGCACCUGUGAUUCUAAGAAAAGUAAACCUCGACGUUACAAAUGCCGGCUUUGAUGAUGGCGUUCCUACUUCUUUAUUAAGAGAAAUAGGCUAUUUAUCAGAAUUCUCUCAUCCUGGCAUCGUAAAAAUUCUUGGUUCCGAAGUGAUCAAAAAAACGGUUUACACUUGUACAGAACAGUGCACCUACAAUUUAAAAGAGUUCAUAAAAUUCUAUGAAACAGGAAAUUGCAGAAAUAUUCCUUUGCCAAUGAUAAAAUCUUUAUCCAAACAAAUGUUUGAAGCUUUAGCAUACAUUCAUGAUAAAGGGGUUAUACAUAGGAAUUUAAAGCCAGAUAAUAUAUUGAUAACUGAUUCAGGGCAGCUGAAAAUCACUGAUUUCACACUGUCAAGAUUAGCAUCAAUUCCACAUUAUAUGUACACACCUGAAGAUCCUAAAGAAAGGAACCGCUCUGGUAGGGAAAUUAGGAGGUUAUGAUAUAGAGCUCCUGAAUUACUAUUAAGAUCUGAUAUUUAUGGAUUUGAGAUCGAUGUAUGAAGUGUAGGUUGUUUAAUUGCUGAAUUAAUUACAAAGAUGCCACUAUUUAAUGGUGAAAGCGAAAUUGAGCAGCUUUUUAAGAUUUUCAAAGUGGCUGGAGUCAACGAAGAUGAGGUUUCAACUCAGGCAAAAUCUUUCCCAAAGUGGGAAAAAAUUAAUUUUUCUGAUGUUCUUGCUGAGCCAAACUCAGAAGAAUUUAAAAGGAUAAUUUCUGCUUUGAUACCAGCGCGUGAGCAAAUAUUUACAGUUCUAAGGCAAAUAGGUGCUAUUAUUGGAGCAUCUGGAUUAGAUUUGCUGCAAAAAUGCUUAGACCCAAACCCAAAAACAAGAAUUACAGCUUCUCAAGCCCUUUGCCACCCAUUUUUUGACAUAGAAAUGAGCUCCCCUUCAGACUCUCUACAAAGUUAUAUUUCUCACCUUCUCUCUUUAGAGUCCCAAAUUUCCCCAAGCCCAAAAUAUUUGAUCAUGCAAAAAGAUAUAAAUGCGGCAAUGAGAAGCAUUUUAGUUGACUGAUUAAUAGAUGUUGCAGUCCAUUUUGAAGUAAAUGAUGAAACCUUGCAUUUAGCUGUUAAUUAUAUUGAUAGGGUUUUAAGUGUUGCUAAAGUAGAAAGAUCAAAUUUACAGUUAGUUGGAGUCGCUUGUAUGAAAAUCGCUGAUGUUUUUCAUGAGAGAUCUAAAGAAUACUAUAGACAGGAAAAUUCAAUAGAGUAUGCCUAUAUUACUGCUGAUGAGUUUACAGCUGCUCAGGUAGUGGAGAUGGAAAAAGAAAUAUUAAAAAGGAUAAAAUUUAGAGUUUUGGCUCCUACGACACUAUUUUUUAUUAAAGCUUAUCAAGCUGAGCUGAACUUGGAUCUAAGCACUUAUAAAAUUGCUUUAUUCCUUUCUGAUCUUAUGCUGCUUUCAUAUGAAAGUCUUAAAUAUAAGUACUCUUUGCUAGCCGCAGGAAUUAUUUAUAUAAGUUGCGCAUUUACACAAGGAUUUCCAGCACCUCAAAAUGCUGAUUUUUUUACGAAUUUUCCAAGUUCAGACUUUAGCUCAGUCAUUGAGUUUAUUAAAAGUUUUUGGCUUGAUGCAAAAACAAAUCCCCAAAUUUCAAGAUUUGAAGCAAUAAAUCAUAAGCAUCAGGACAUUAAUCCUCGACAGCUUUGGCCACCGUCUACGCAUUAUCAAAAUCGUUAUUUUUAA
This is a messenger RNA of Blepharisma stoltei, 2581 nucleotides long. The record is from the annotation of a GenBank genome assembly. NCBI's taxonomy places the organism in Eukaryota, Ciliophora, Heterotrichea, Heterotrichida, Blepharismidae.